Messenger RNA from Purpureocillium lilacinum, 1761 nucleotides. Its product is annotated as polynucleotide adenylyltransferase. Gene Ontology annotation, cellular component: nucleus. Gene Ontology annotation, molecular function: RNA binding; poly(A) RNA polymerase activity. NCBI's taxonomy places the organism in Eukaryota, Fungi, Ascomycota, Sordariomycetes, Hypocreales, Ophiocordycipitaceae. The record is from RefSeq and is a predicted model, not a curated record.
AUGGCCAGCGACCGGGUCUACGGCGUGACGCCGCCGCUGUCCCUGACGCUUCCGACCGAGGCCGAGAAGCGAUGCAGCGAUGCGUUGAUUGAAGAGCUGCGACGUCAAAAGACAUUCGAGAGCCCGUCGGACACAGAGAAACGAUACAAAGUUCUAGAGUCCCUGCAACACAUCUGCAACGAGUUCGUCAAACGCGUCGCAAAAGCGAGGGAGCCCAAGAACGACAUCCUCAUCAAGAAUGCGCGCGGAAAGGUGUUCACGUAUGGCAGCUUCCGCCUGGGCGUGUUCGGACCUGGCUCCGACAUCGACACGCUCAUUGUCGCCCCCAAAUACGUCACCCGCGAUGAUUACUUCGAACACUUCCCCAAGAUGCUCGUCGACAUGGCUCCCGAGGGCGCUAUUACCGACCUGACCGUCGUCACCGACGCAUUCGUCCCCAUCAUCAAGUUCGAAUACUCCGGCAUCAGCAUAGAUUUGAUCUUCUCGCGCAUCAUCCAGAAGCAGCUGUCGCCAGACUUUCAAGAUCUCAAAGACUCCUCCCUUUUGCGCGGCUUGGACGAGGCCGAGUUGCGUUCCCUCAAUGGCACCCGCGUCACCGAUGAGAUCCUCCAUCUCGUGCCAGAACAGAGCACUUUCAAACUCGCGCUCCGUGCCAUUAAGCUCUGGGCGCAGCGACGCGCCGUCUACGCGAAUAUUAUGGGCUUCCCUGGCGGUGUGGCCUGGGCCAUGCUCGUCGCUCGCGUCUGCCAGCUGUACCCCAAAGCCGCCACCGCCGUCAUCGUCAACAAGUUCUUCCUCAUCAUCAGCCAAUGGCGCUGGCCGCAGCCUGUCCUCCUCAAGCCCAUCGAAAGCGGUCCUCUGCCCGUCCGCGUGUGGAAUCCCAAGGCAUACAAGGGCGACUCGUUCCAUCUUAUGCCUGUUAUCACGCCGGCUUACCCAUCCAUGUGUGCAACCUUCAACAUCACACGGUCAUCCAUGACAAUCAUCAACCAGGAGCUGCAGAGAGGCCUCGAAAUCACCGAGGCCAUCAUGGUAGGGAAACGACCCUGGAGUGACUUGUUCGUCAAGCACACCUUCUUCACCGCCGACUACAGGUACUACAUCUCCGUCACCACCGCGAGCAAAGACAAGGAGGCCCACAAGGUGUGGUCUGGUUAUGUCGAAUCCAAAGUGCGCAUGUUGGUCCAAAAGCUGGAGACGCACCAGUCGAUCGAUCUGGCGCGCGCCUUCAACAAGGGCUACGACCGACGCCACCUCUGCAAGAACGACGAGGAAAUUGCGCAGGUCCAGGAGGGCUGUCUAGACUACCUCAUGAAACCUGACGACGAAGUGCCCACCCCGGCUGCCGCUGCCACACCGGCCCCCGAGACCGACGCCGACAAGCCCGUCGAGGAGUCGAAAGAAGCCGACGGCGCAGCGAAGCCCGCUUCGCCCACUGUAGUGUACACCACUACUCACUAUAUUGGCCUGCAACUGCACAAAGAUGCAAAAGCCCUCGACCUUUCCUACCAGGUGGACGAAUUCAAAUCUCUGUGUACUCACUGGAAAAAGUACGAGGAGGAACUGAAGUCUCUGGUGUCGAUUGGUAUUCAGCACGUCCGCAACUCCAACCUUCCGGACGAUCUAUUCGAGCCGGGCGAGACGAAGCCACAGAAGAAGAGUGCUAAGGGUGCUCUCAAUGGAAAGAAGCGCGCCCAACCAGAGGACAACACGCAACCUCCCGCCAAACGACAGCAAGCCUCUGUGGUCGCAGCUGGCUGA